Glarea lozoyensis ATCC 20868 is the source of this 807-nucleotide messenger RNA. RefSeq names its product Class I glutamine amidotransferase-like protein. Lineage: Eukaryota; Fungi; Ascomycota; Leotiomycetes; Helotiales; Helotiaceae. The record is from RefSeq and is a predicted model, not a curated record. Bases 1 to 807 code for a protein of 268 amino acids. The transcript is spliced from 2 exons.
AUGCGUAUCUCUUCAGUUCUUCUCGGUGCUGCUCUCGCAAGCAAUGUUUUAUCGGAAACAUCUCCCCUAGGACUCCGUCUCGGAAUGCUCCUCUACCCAGGCUACCAAGCCCUCGACGCCUGGGGUCCUCUCGACUUCCUCAACAUCCUCUCCUUCCGUACGCAGCUAAACCUCACCAUCAUCUCCCCCGACGGCCUCCCCGUUCCUAUCAGGACCUCAAAUCCAGCCUUCACCCGCUCCAACUCCACCGUCGACGAAGUCGUCCUCGCCACGCACAGUUUCGCCAACGCUCCACCUCUCGACGUCCUCUUCGUCCCAGGGGGAGUGGGAAACCGUGAUGUAGCUGCCAUACAAUCUAGCAUCGACUUUGUAAGAGCGACUUACCCGUCACUGCAAUAUCUCAUCACAGUCUGUACCGGCGCUGGCAUAGCGGCUCGUGCAGGUGUCCUAGACGGACGUAACGCCACGACGAACAAACGUGCCUUUUACGAGAUGGCGAACCAUGGACCGCGAACCUGGUGGCAUUCCAAGGCUCGCUGGGUGGUAGAUGGGAAUGUCUGGAGUUCUUCAGGCGUGAGUGCGGGUAUGGAUGUUACUCUUGCUUGGAUCCAACACGUUUGGGGAGCAACCACGGCGGAGGACCUGGCGGUGGGCGCGGAGUACGAUUGGCAUCGUGAUCCAAGCUGGGAUCCCUUUUUCGGGCAUUAUAAUAUCUCGGAUGUUGUUAAUGGCGUUACGAUGGCUCCGAGUGCGCCUACGCCUACGCCGACACCCAACAUUGCGAAGCCUAGGCCAUUUGUGAGAUAG